This is a messenger RNA of Triticum urartu, 1917 nucleotides long. RefSeq names its product wall-associated receptor kinase 2-like. Gene Ontology annotation, molecular function: ATP binding; polysaccharide binding; protein serine/threonine kinase activity. The record is from RefSeq and is a predicted model, not a curated record. Gene Ontology annotation, cellular component: plasma membrane. Gene Ontology annotation, biological process: cell surface receptor signaling pathway; protein phosphorylation. NCBI's taxonomy places the organism in Eukaryota, Viridiplantae, Streptophyta, Magnoliopsida, Poales, Poaceae.
CCUACUGCGACAAACCCUGGAGCGCACGGAAUCGCAGGUGCGCGGGCAUCGGCUGCUGCCGCGUUGCCAUCCCGCCGGGCCUCACCAACACGAGCAUGAUAUUCGGUAACGGGCCGAGCGCGGGCGUCAACCUCCACCCCUGCCACUACGCCUUCAUCGUGGAGAAGAAUCGGUACGUCUUCCAGGCGGCCGAUCUGAAAAGAACGCCGGGGCCGGCGGGCAAGGGGCGGCGCUGGCACAUGCCACUGCUGCUCGACUGGGCCAUCCCGCCUAUCGGCGACCGCAAUGAUUACAUGUCGUGCAACCAGGUUGCCAAAUCGCCGGAAUACAGCUGCGUGAGCAAGCACAGCGAGUGCGUGGAUUCCCUCACCGGGCCGGGGUAUACCUGCAUCUGCAGCAAUGGCUACAAGGGCAACCCAUACCUUGACAACGGAUGCACAGAUAUUGAUGAGUGCACCCAGGCGCAAUCACAUCCAUGCUAUGGCAAAUGUACCAAUACGGAUGGAUCUUUUGAUUGCAGUUGCCCGCGAGGAACCCAAGGCAAUGCCACCCUACUUAAUGGUUGUGUCAAGUCUAUGAACUUAGGUUUAAUUAUUGGUCUAUCAAUUUCUAGUGGCCCGACUAUUCUACUUUUGUUUAUUAGCUUAAAAAUAAUAAUCAGCAAGCUUAAGCAUCAAAAGGCUAAGGAGCUGAGAAAAAAGUUCUUCAAACAAAAUCGUGGACAACUGUUGCAAAAGUUGGUGUCUCAUAGAUCAGACAUUGCAGAGAAAAUGAUCAUUCCUUUAAAGGAGCUAGAAAAGGCUACAAACAACUUUCAUCAAAUUCGCAAGCUUGGUGGAGGAGGGCAUGGUACAGUAUACAAAGGAAUUUUGUCAGACUUGCAUGUUGUGGCCAUCAAAAAGUCAAAUAUUGUGGUCAAGAGAGAAAUCAAUGAGUUUAUAAAUGAAGUUGCCAUUCUCUCACAGGUCAAUCAUAGGAAUAUUGUAAAGCUUUUUGGAUGUUGUCUCGAGACAGAAGUCCCCUUGUUGGUUUAUGAAUUCAUUUCCAAUGGAACCUUAUGUGAUCAUCUUCACAAGGAGCCGCUGGGAUCAAUAACUUGGGAAGAUAGAUUAAGGAUCGCAACAGAAAUUGGCAAAGCCCUUGCUUACCUUCACUCAGCCAUUUCUGUCCCAGUAAUACACAGAGAUAUCAAGUCUGCCAAUAUACUACUUGAUGAUGCAUUUGCAACAAAGGUGUCUGACUUUGGAGCUUCAAGGUACAUUCCUCAUGAGCAGUCAGCGAUAACAACAGUGGUUCAAGGUACUUUUGGAUAUUUAGAUCCUACAUACUAUUACACAGGUCGGUUAACAGAAAAAAGUGAUGUUUAUAGCUUCGGAGUAAUUUUGAUUGAGUUGCUUACUAGGAAGAUGCCAACUACAUAUAGAUCAUCUGAAGGAGAUUGGCUUGUUGCACAGUUUGUUGAACUAUUUGCAGAAGAUAAAUUGGCUGAAAUAUUGGAUCCACAAAUCAUGGAGGAGGGAGGUAGCCAGCUUGGAGAAGUAGCUGCUCUAGCCAUGUCGUGCAUAAAACUAAGAGCAGAGGAGCGACCAACCAUGAGAUCAUUGGAGAUGACAUUCGAACGCCUCCAAGUACACAAGGAGCCUGUCCUGAAUGAUUUUCUAUCGGAAACAAACAAGAUGAAUUAUUUGACAGCAAGAUAUUCAUCAACAAUUAAAAGGACAAGCUUGGAGAAAGUGAGCAGGCAAUAUACUCAGGAACAAGAGUUCGUGUUGUCCGCUAACUACCCUCGAUAGUUUUGUUUACAUAUGAAAGAGUUGUCGCAGAUUGUUGUUUGUAGUUUGCUUAACUUCUAUGUCGUCUUAGUUAAUUUCUGCUAGUUCCAUUGACUGAUUGUUUUAGUGUUGUUCUGCUGGUAUA